AUGUCUAUUUCGCUCAAAUUUGACGAAAACCUUAUAACAGAGAAACAGCAAAAUAUAGACUUAAUCACUUUCAAACGUUGGCUUGCACUGCAAUCGUGCAUCGACUAUAAGAAUGGUACUGGCUAUAUAGAUAAUGAAUAUCAUCCGACAAAAGUGGAUAUUAUGUUCAAAAAAAAAAUAAAGUUGAUGAUUGCCAAUAUUACGGAUAAGGGCAAUGCUUUUUUGGUUACUCAAGACGUUGAGAAAUACGUAUGGGAAGAUAUAAGUGCAAAAAUUGCAUUCAAUUUUGAAGUUCAAUCUAUAGACAAUGAGGUUGAAAAUGAAAUUAUGACAAAUUUUGAAAAGCUCUCACAUUAUAUAUAUUAUACUUCCCAUAAAAUUGAUUGGAGCAACACAAGAAUUGUAAAAGCUGCAACUAACACGAUUAAUUUUCUCGCUUUGACUGAUGAUGGCAAAAUAUAUUACACAAAUGUUUGGAGCGGAGGAAAAAAAUGCAGUAUACAUCAAAUAAAUAUCAAUGAGAAAAUUACAUGCAUGAGUUGCGGAACUAAUUUUUAUGUGGUAGUUACGAAUAACUGCAAAACGUUCAGUUGGGGUAUAAUUUUGUAUGAGAAAUUGAAUACUUUUAUCAGUCCUAUCCAAACCUCAGAAGCAAUAGUUUUCGUAGAAGAGCCAUGUAAAAUAGCCGAAUUUACAGGCAAAACAAUUGUCAAGGUAGCUUGUGGGAUUGAUUAUACACUUGCUCUAAGUGAUAAAGGGAAACUCUAUGGCUGGGGUUCAAACAUUAAUGGACGAUUGAAUUUGAAUUACAGCGAUGAAAUUUUUUCUCCUAUUAUGAUGAAUAUAGCUAAUGUAAAAAAACUAUCGGACAUCGCCGUCAUUGAUUACAAUAAUUUUGUCAAGUCUAGCAAGGAUGGAUUUGUGUACGCAUGGGGUUUUAUUUUUGACAUACCAUUUAAAAAACCAGCCGUUUGUGAAUAUACAAACGUGUUUGACAUAUCCAACUCAAUGACAGCUCAUUCACCAAUGUCUGUGGCCUAUGAAUUCAUAAAUGAAGAAUUUCACAUAUUAAAUGAUUUGGAAACUGCAUUCAACAAUCAGGAAUUGAUGAAAUAUUGCUUCAACUUCUAUUUUAAAAACAUGACGACUGUAAUCCGGACAGAAGGUUUUAAAGAAUUGGAUGUCGAAACAAAGGCUAUGUUAAUAGAUAAAGGGUACACCUUUUUGUCAUCAGAAAUUAGUAGUUCUGGUUAUUUAGAAUAA
Messenger RNA from Acromyrmex echinatior (Panamanian leafcutter ant), 1263 nucleotides. Its product is annotated as RCC1 and BTB domain-containing protein 2-like. Gene Ontology annotation, molecular function: protein binding. The record is from RefSeq and is a predicted model, not a curated record. NCBI's taxonomy places the organism in Eukaryota, Metazoa, Arthropoda, Insecta, Hymenoptera, Formicidae.